This is a messenger RNA of Myripristis murdjan (pinecone soldierfish), 7125 nucleotides long. It is a transcript of the gene evi5l, whose product is annotated as ecotropic viral integration site 5 like. The record is from RefSeq and is a predicted model, not a curated record. The coding region runs from base 536 to 3106 and encodes 856 amino acids. NCBI's taxonomy places the organism in Eukaryota, Metazoa, Chordata, Actinopteri, Holocentriformes, Holocentridae. Gene Ontology annotation, molecular function: GTPase activator activity; small GTPase binding. Gene Ontology annotation, biological process: regulation of GTPase activity. The transcript has 20 exons.
CGCCGAUGAUUGAUACCGCCAUCCAUAGAUCCGCUUGACAAUUGAUGCGCUCGUCUUGCGGCCGUCAUGGUCAUCCUGUCACGUCGUUCAGGGAAGAUUUUGCCUCUCGGAUUUCGCUAAUUUCCACUCGUCUCCCGUCCGUCCACCCGCAGCCGCCGUCGGGCCAGCUGUUCGACGCGCUUCCUCCGGCUGAGCACAGCAGCAGAGGCGAUGGCAUUGCGUUGGACGGCGUCUGUGUUUCUGUGUUGCGGGGUCUGUUCAGAUCUGUAUUAGCCGACUCUCUGUAUUUUCGACAUUUACGGCGGAUUGGUCCUGGAGCGACAACUUACCCUCCGCUCUGAUUAUGGAAAGAGAUUCCAGGUUUGAAGACCUCUGAUCCUAUUGGCUCCAAGGCCAACCAGGUGGCCAAUCAGGCAGCAGCCAGCCUCACUGAGGAGGGAGACCCACGGUGAGGUCAGGAGACCCCACCACCCCCCACCACUCGCCCACCCACCCACACUGCUGCUUCACCCCGAGCUGCCCCGCUGUCACCACCAUGUCUACACCCAGCGGCAGCCCAGAGAGAGAGGGCUGUGUUGGAGCUCCUCCUCAGCUGGACUGCCACUCCUCACCCCCCGGCCUGGACCCAGACCCUCCCUCCACCGGGAGCCCGGUGCUCAGCCCAGACUCGUCUUCCCACGAUGCAGUGCUGUCUGCACCAGCGGCCUCUCCGGCAGACUCAGAGAACCUGAGCCCUGAUGAACUGGAGCUGCUGGCCAAACUGGAGGAGCAGAACAGGUUGCUGGAGGCCGAUUCCAAGUCCAUGCGGUCGAUGAGCGGCUCGCGGCGCAACAGCGGCUCGUCGCUGGUGUCCAGCUCCUCGGCCUCCUCCAACCUGUCCCACCUGGAGGAGGACACCUGGAUCCUCUGGGGUCGUAUCGUCAACGAGUGGGAGGAGUGGAGACGCAAGAAGGACAAACUUCUGAAGGAGUUGAUCAGGAAGGGCAUCCCUCACCAUUUCCGGGCCAUCGUGUGGCAGCUGCUGGGCAACGCCACCGACAUGCCGGUGAAGAACCAAUACUCCGAGCUGCUGAAGAUGUCGUCCCCCUGCGAGAAGCUCAUCCGCAGAGACAUUGCGCGCACCUACCCCGAGCACGAGUUCUUCAAAGGCCAGGACAGCCUGGGCCAGGAGGUGCUCUUCAACGUCAUGAAGGCGUACUCUCUAGUGGAUCGGGAGGUGGGCUAUUGCCAAGGCAGCGCAUUCAUUGUCGGCUUGCUGCUUAUGCAGAUGCCAGAAGAGGAGGCGUUCUGUGUGUUUGUGCGUCUGAUGCAGGAGUACCGUCUGAGGGAGCUGUUCAAGCCCAGCAUGGCUGAGCUGGGCCUCUGUAUCUACCAGUUUGAAUAUCUACUACAGGAGCAGCUUCCCGAGCUCAACGUCCAUUUCCGGUCCCAGAGUUUCCACACAUCCAUGUACGCCUCCUCCUGGUUCCUCACCCUCUUCCUCACGUUCCUCCCUCUGCCCGUCGCUACACGCAUCUUCGAUAUUUUUAUGUAUGAGGGCCUAGAGAUUAUCUUCCGUGUGGGCAUGGCCAUCCUGCAGUACAACCAGACUGACCUCAUUCAGCUGGACAUGGAGGGCAUGUCGCAGCACUUCCAGAAGGUGAUCCCCCACCAGUUUGACAGCUGCCCAGACAAGCUGAUCCUCAGGGCCUACCAGGUCAAAUACAAUCCCAAGAGGAUGAAGAAGCUUGAGAAAGAAUACACCACAAUCAAGAACAAAGAAAUGGAGGAGCAAAUCGAAAUUAAGAGGUUACGCACAGAGAACCGGCUGCUGAAGCAGAGGAUUGAGACGUUGGAGAAAGAGAGUGCUGCUCUGGCAGACAGGCUGAUACAGGGUCAGGUAACGAGGGCACAGGAAGCAGAGGAGAACUAUGUGAUCAAACGGGAGCUGGCGGUGGUUAGGCAGCAGUGCAACACAGCCAGCGAGAGCCUUGAGAAAGCACAGGACACCAUCAGAGAGCUGCAGCAGCAGAAGUACACGGAGCAGUUUGUGAGCAGCCUGCAGACCCAGCUGGAGCAGUCCAGACUGCAGGAGGCCGAGCUGCUGGGGGCGCUGAAGGAAAUGCAAGACAAGGUGCUGGACCUGGAGAAGAGGAGCAGCUGCCUGCCUGAUGAGAACAACAUGGCAGCUCUGCAAGAGGAAGUGAAGCAGAUGAAGCUGAGGGAGCUGGAGAUGCUGCGCUCCUUCAGAGAGAUGCAGGAUACUGUCACUGAGCUCAACCAGCGCUGGCAGCACCACAUGUCCCGGGGUGGCAGCACUGGCGGCGGGGGCGGCCACUGGAAGGAGUCUCCAAAGAAGAACGCCAUGAACGAGCUGCAGGACAAACUGAUGACGGUGCGACUGCGAGAGGCGCAGGCCCAGGCCGAGCUGCGGGAGGUCAAACUCAAAGCCCUGCAGCUUGAAAGCCAGAACCAGAUCCACAGCAAGCUGAUUGGCCGCCACGAGCAAGAACGCUCUGCCCUCCAGGAUCGGCUCCAGAUGCUAGCCAAUCAGAACAAAGCUCUCCAGGCCCAGCUCAACGAGAUGAAGAGGAAGCAGGCCGAGUCCGACUGCAAGAGUAAAGAAGAGGUGAUGGCGGUGCGGUUGAGGGAAGCUGACAGUAUGGCUGCCAUGGCCGAACUCAGGCAGAAGAUUGCUGAAUUAGAGAUACAGAAGGAGGAAGGGCUGAUCCAGGGCCAGCUGAACCACUCGGACUCCAGACAGUACAUCAACCAGCUCCGAGACCAGAUCGCUGAGCUCAAAAACGAGAUCAGGCAGUUGCGAGGGCAGCGGUUGGCUCCCGGCUCCAGGGUCGGCAGUGUAGGUGGAAGCAGUAACUACCAGGACCUCUGCCUUGCCAGUCCUGCCUCGGCCGAGGGCGACUACCUGAGCUCAGACGACGACCUCCUCCCCAGCCCGCUGCCCGCCAACGCCCUUUACCCGGCCCUGCCCGGCCCGUGUCACCCCUCUGCGCGUCUGGACAGCGAGGGCAGCACGGAUAGCGAGGCUGAGGAGCGGGUGCGGACACACCCGGACCCGCAGCAGCUGUACAGCAGCAUGGUGUGUGCUGAGGCGCUGGAAAACUGAGAACUGGAGAGUGUGUGUGCUCGUGUGUGAGUGAGUGUGUGUUAAGGAUUCCUUUGGAUUUCUUUGACCUAAAGAGACGCUGGAACUGCACAGGACAGGACUCCUGCUACUACAAACAGGGACUGUAUAUUCCAGUCCUGUCCUCCUCCCUCUCCUCUCCAGUGUUUUCCUCCAACCUGACGCAGACAUAACAUCAUUGACUGGUCACUUCCUGUUACAUUCUGCUCCUCCGUUUUCCACCCGCCACCGUCUGACCCUGUAUUCCCCGAGAAAGGGAUCAAGUCAAAACUCCUCCCCUCCUCUCCUCUCCAUUUAUAAGACCACAACAAGUGACAGACACAGUCCAUCACCAGGCACAUCCAUCCAUACACAAACAGACCAAUAAAUGAAAAGGACUGAAACCAGACCAGCAUGGCUGUUUGUCUCUCAAGAUGGAGUACUGGGUCUGACACUGUGACUAUAAGGUUCCUGCAGACUCGGUGAAGGAGAUGAAGGAUGAGGAAUGGGUAGAGGGAUGGAUGAAGAAUUAUUUGCUUUGAAACCCCCACCACCCACCCCUCCUAAAACUGUUCAGUAAAAGACAUUAUCAGCAUUAUCAGUCACGAUAUGCCCCGUCUACCCUUAUAUAUCUCUUCUACUAGAGCAAAGAAUCUGAUUGGUUCAGAGGUGACAUCUCUUUUUCUCUUCCUUUCCCUUUCUCCACCUCUCCUUCUCCUUUCGUUCAUCUAGGAAGGCUCACUAGCCAUCUGCACUGCCUUCAGAAUAAAAAAAAAGAAAUCCUCCAUCACCCAUCCAUUCACCUCUCAGUAGAAAGAAAGGAGUGAGAGAAGGAGAGGUGCGGUGUAUGAACUUGUACUCAUCAAUAUCAUAGGGAUGUCACAAGAUGGCAUUCAUAAAUGAAUAAUUAACACUUUACCAUACUUAAUAUGUGUGUUGUCUGUGUCCAUGCCUUGGAAAUGACAAAAAGGCAAGCAAGUUAUUACGAUGGCUCAUGUCAAAAAAAAUCCACCAUAACCCAUAAAAAAAGGAAAGAAGAAACUCAAUGUUGCCAAAUCUUUGUUUUUUUGUUUUAUUAUUUAUAUGUUGUAAUUUAUUUUGAUAGUUCUUUUUUUAUUUUUUAUAUAUCUGUAUGAAAAUAGAAGUUAUAGACAUACCAACAGAGGCCAAACUUUCUACAUUGGUUGAGUUCCCACCGUCCUAUGUGCCAACUAGAGCCCUGAGGCUGUUGUUACAGGGUUACUGUGAUGAUGCGUGUCUGACAGACGGAAAAUGUGCUGCUAUGAUUUUGAUUUUUACUUCUUCCGUUUUGCUUUUUCCGUUGUUUUUAUGUUCUCGGUGUGAUGCAGACGUGCAUCCUCUCUGCAGCCCUGCCAUAGAUUUGUUUGACAAGUGCUGUGCAAACUGAUCAAGUCUGAAAUCUGAGCAAAUGAACUCGAUGACCUUAGCUUGAGUGUGAUGCCUCCUCCCUUGAGCUUGUCAACUUUUAUUUUUAUCUCGCUCGAGUUGGUAUCCGUGAGCCAUGUUGACAAAGGCGGUCAGAAUAAAAGUGCUGAACUGAAAUCGCCAAUUAGGCCACUCACAAGUGAUCAUAUCGUUGCGGUGAAACUGAUCGGAGUAACACUGCAGCAUGUUUUGUAAUAUGGGCCAAUGAAAGUGAAAGGAGACUGUAUCAAUCUCUUGAGGAUGCCAACCUAAGGCUGUGGUUAUGACUGGUGUGUGUGGAGGAAAAUAUUUUACAUAUCAAACAUCAAUACAGAAAGAAGGAGUUAAGUGUAUGGAAAAGUAUACAGAGGCAUAAAGCGUGGCAGGGAAUGAAGACAUAAAUAUAUAGAUGCAUAUAUAGCUAUAUCACUGUCAGUGGAGGAUUACUGAAACUGUACAGCGGAUGAGUCUGAGUGUGUGUAGAUUAUCAAACAGGGUGUCAUAUUUACAAAACCGUUAUCUCUGCUGUUUGCACUACAGAGAAAAUCUCUCUGAGAUCUUCUGUUGACAUUAAAGGAACACUUCACCUAAAAUACAAAAAAAGAUAUUUCUCUUUUUAGCCUCAGUGCUGUGUAUUCAGGAAAUAGCUCCUAAAGAAACUCUUUACCACUGAAGUGGCUGUAGAUUGUAAUAGGUAUCUUUGUCGCCGUUUUUUGAAAGAGCUGUUGCUGCUGAGUUUUUCACAUGUAUAUUUUUGAUGGUUUGGGCUCCUUAAAAUAAUGCACAUCCACCCUCAUAGUAGUACUGGGGUGCCGAAAGACAGGGAAGGCUGUCACAGAAUGGAAAUCUGGGCAAAUCACGCAGAAAUUAUCCCGAUGUAAAGGGUGGUGCACAGAGGCGAAGUGGGGAAAUACAGUCCUUUGUUGUAUUUUGGGUGAACUGUACCUUUAAGCAGUAAGGGAGAGUGUGGAUAAAUGAAGUGGCUCCAUUUUGAGAUGUUUCUUGGGAUUUGACCGUUCAGAUGAGUGUGUCAGAGAGACCUUGACAGUAUGUAGUCAGUGUACUGACGGUGUGCUCAUCCAACAUGACUUAGUAUUGUGCUUCAUUUUCCUUUUAGGCCGAUGUUGGAGGAGCUGUCAGAGGGCCUGUUCACAGCCUCGCAGUGCUAACAUCUUCUUUAAUGUGGGGCCCGGCUUCUGUUGCACCACACAAAUGAAAGAUUGGUGAGGGAGUGAUUUAUUGCCAACUGCCAAGAAAUAAGGAAACUAGAUUCUUCCAGUAAAGGCCACCAACAAACCAAAGAGGAUGUUGGUUUUGCCCACUGUAGUAUUACAAAUAACUUCUUCUCAGCGGUCACCCACUUUUUAGUGCAACAACUGAAAUCUUUAGGCGGGAGUCAGUACUAGUUUGUCGUCAUGAUCAAAAGAGUUCUGCAAGAAAUGGUUAAAUCAAUGUUGGUUCAGCGUUGAGUGGAUAAAGAAGGUGAAUCUAAAGUCAGAUUUGCUUUUAUUGACUUGACUGACAGGUAAUCUGGAUUAGACACUGAGAUUUAAGCCCAUGCCUGACCAAAACUAAUACAAUCUGAUGGUUUUGCAUGAUGUCUGGUGUAUCUCUUCAAAGAAUAGCUCGUCAAAAAUAUUGCUGAUUAAUGGUAAAUAAAAUCGAGUGUUAGUCUUGCUUCUCUCUGCAAAAAGAUAUUAAUCUCUGAAACAGUGGAAGGCUUUCAUUCGUGUCAGGCUGGGUUUCAAUUUCCAUCUCCAAGACAAGCUCUAAUCUGGAUGUAGAUCAGCGCUCUGUCACUCAACUCGUGACCCAACACGACUGUACACUGCUGUUCAGUGAUGGUGCUCAGUACUAGCCACUGUCUAAAUACCAACUGUAUCAACUGUGACUAAACAUUUUGAUAUGCUUGUAAAUUACUUUUGAAUAUGGUACUAGUUCUCAUCUUUAUUGUUGUUUUUAUGAUUACCAUCUACACUCAGUUUCCACCCGCAAAUAGGACUAGAUGAGAUGAUAAUGAUACUUAUAAUGUGCCAUAAAGAGUAGGUAGAUUUACACACUAUGCUACAUGACGACAUGUAAGUCUAAAUGGGGGUUUCCAUCCACAAGUCAGCCUUUUUACACCCCUUCAUUAAACAGCUGAGUAAUUUAAAGUGAGGUAUAUCAUUUUUACCCUUGCGUGGAUUUAAAGCCCAUCAUACUACGUUGCUCCAGUUUUGUCAUCUUGAAACUUGAACACCCACUGCAGAUAGUCUGCCGUUUUCUCCCCGACGUAAAGUGGGAAAUGAGACGAUACAGUGCAAAAUAACGAGAGUCCCCCCCCUGCAGACAGUGUCCAUCCUGAUUAGUCCGCUGUAGGAUUUCUCUGAUAUACAAUACUGUAUGUGACGGCCGUUUUGAUAUCCACAACAUCAUUGCCCCAGAACCUUGUCCACUCUCUCUUGCAAUUCUACUGAUGUUGUUGUCAAGUAUAUACAAUGACAGUAAAGAUUAUAUAAAUUACAAUAUGAUGGAGAAAAAAAAAAAAACAUUUCAGUGUUCUGUAUCCAAUGAAUGAUACAAAAUAAACUUUGACACUGCACCUUCGCAGAGGCCCA